Aspergillus ochraceoroseus IBT 24754 is the source of this 3582-nucleotide messenger RNA. RefSeq names its product pyruvate carboxylase. Bases 1 to 3582 code for a protein of 1193 amino acids. Gene Ontology annotation, cellular component: cytoplasm. Gene Ontology annotation, biological process: gluconeogenesis; pyruvate metabolic process. Gene Ontology annotation, molecular function: pyruvate carboxylase activity; metal ion binding; ATP binding. The transcript has 2 exons. The record is from RefSeq and is a predicted model, not a curated record. NCBI's taxonomy places the organism in Eukaryota, Fungi, Ascomycota, Eurotiomycetes, Eurotiales, Aspergillaceae.
AUGGCCGCUCCCUAUACCCAGCCCGAGAACGCCAUCGAUGAAACUGAGUUCAUCGAUGACCAUCAUGCCCACCACAGGGACUCAGUCCACCAUCGCCUGCGCGCCAAUUCGGCCAUUAUUCAGUUCCAGAAGAUCCUCGUCGCCAACCGUGGCGAGAUUCCCAUCCGUAUUUUCCGUACCGCGCACGAGCUGUCACUCCAGACCGUUGCUAUCUUCUCCUAUGAGGAUCGACUUUCUAUGCACCGCCAAAAGGCUGACGAGGCCUACAUGAUCGGUAAACGUGGUCAAUAUACCCCCGUUGGCGCCUAUCUGGCCAGCGACGAGAUCGUUAAGAUUGCCCAGGAGCACGGUGUGCACCUGAUUCACCCCGGUUAUGGUUUCUUGUCCGAGAACGCCGAAUUUGCCCGCAAGGUUGAGGCGGCUGGAAUGGUCUUUGUCGGACCCACUCCUGACACCAUUGACAGCCUCGGUGACAAGGUCUCCGCCCGCCGCCUGGCUAUCCGCUGCGGUGUGCCCGUUGUCCCCGGUACUGAGGGUCCCGUUGAACGCUAUGAGGAGGUCAAGGAAUUCACAGACACUUAUGGAUUCCCCAUUAUCAUCAAGGCUGCCUUUGGUGGUGGUGGCCGUGGUAUGCGUGUCGUCCGCAACCAGGCUGACCUGCGUGACUCCUUUGAGCGUGCUACCUCGGAGGCUCGUUCGGCCUUUGGUAACGGUACCGUCUUCGUCGAGCGUUUCCUCGACAAACCCAAACACAUUGAAGUCCAGCUUCUUGGUGAUAAUCAUGGCAACGUGGUCCACCUGUUCGAGCGUGACUGCUCCGUCCAGCGUCGUCACCAGAAGGUCGUCGAGAUCGCCCCCGCCAAGGACCUCCCCUCCGACGUCCGUGACCGCAUCCUGGCUGAUGCUGUCAAGCUCGCCAAGUCGGUCAACUACCGUAACGCUGGUACCGCUGAGUUUUUGGUCGACCAGCAGAACCGCUACUACUUCAUCGAGAUCAACCCUCGUAUCCAGGUCGAACAUACCAUCACGGAAGAAAUUACUGGCAUCGAUAUCGUUGCUGCUCAGAUUCAGAUCGCUGCUGGUGCUACCCUCGAGCAGCUGGGGUUGACCCAGGACCGCAUUACCACCCGCGGAUUUGCUAUUCAAUGUCGUAUCACCACUGAAGACCCUUCCAAGGGGUUCUCCCCCGACACCGGUAAGAUCGAGGUGUACCGUUCCGCUGGUGGCAAUGGUGUCCGUUUGGACGGUGGUAACGGGUUUGCCGGUGCCAUCAUUACUCCUCACUAUGAUUCCAUGCUUGUCAAGUGUACUUGCCGUGGUUCUACCUACGAGAUUGCUCGCCGCAAGGUUGUGCGUGCUCUCGUCGAAUUCCGUAUUCGCGGUGUGAAGACCAAUAUUCCUUUCUUGACUUCCCUGCUCAGUCACCCCACCUUUGUUGAUGGUACCUGCUGGACCACUUUUAUUGAUGAUACCCCCGAACUUUUCACCCUGGUUGGCAGCCAGAACCGUGCCCAGAAGCUACUUGCUUACCUCGGUGACGUUGCCGUCAACGGUAGCAGCAUCAAGGGCCAGAUUGGUGAGCCCAAGCUGAAGGGCGCCGUAAUCAGGCCCACUCUGCUUGAUGCUGCAGGAAAGCCCCUGGAUGUUUCUGUUCCUUGCACCAAGGGCUGGAAGCAGAUUCUAGACCAGCAGGGCCCUGAGGCCUUUGCCAAGGCCGUGCGGGCUAACAAAGGUUGCUUGAUCAUGGACACCACCUGGCGUGAUGCUCACCAGUCGUUGCUCGCAACUCGUGUUCGUACCAUCGAUCUGCUCAACAUUGCGCACGAGACCAGCCAUGCCUACGCCAACGCUUACAGUCUAGAGUGUUGGGGCGGUGCCACAUUCGACGUCGCCAUGCGCUUCCUCUUCGAAGAUCCCUGGGAUCGUCUGCGCAAGAUGCGCAAGGCCGUUCCUAAUAUUCCCUUCCAAAUGCUGCUUCGGGGCGCUAACGGAGUUGCUUACUCCUCUCUGCCCGACAAUGCCAUCUACCACUUCUGUAGGCAGGCUAAGAAGUGCGGUGUCGAUAUUUUCCGUGUCUUCGACGCUCUCAACGAUAUUGACCAGCUCGAAGUUGGCAUCAAGGCAGUCCAAGCCGCUGGAGGUGUUGUCGAAGCUACCGUCUGCUACAGUGGUGAUAUGCUGAACCCCCAUAAGAAGUACAACCUAGAAUACUACCUGGCUCUCGUGGACAAGAUAGUCCAAUUAAAGCCCCACGUCCUUGGUAUCAAGGAUAUGGCCGGUGUGCUGAAGCCCCAGGCUGCUCGCCUACUUAUUGGUGGUAUCCGUCAGCGUUAUCCUGACCUCCCCAUCCACGUUCACACCCACGACUCUGCUGGAACUGGUGUGGCAUCUAUGAUUGCCUGCGCCCAGGCGGGUGCAGAUGCUGUCGAUGCCGCCACUGACAGCAUGUCGGGUAUGACCUCGCAGCCCAGUAUUGGUGCUAUCCUUGCUUCCCUCGAGGGAACUGAGCAGGACGCUGGUCUUGACCGUGCCCAGGUGCGCGCAAUUGAUAGCUACUGGGCUCAGCUGCGUCUUCUGUAUUCUCCAUUCGAGGCGGGUCUUACUGGCCCCGACCCUGAGGUCUAUGAGCACGAAAUCCCCGGUGGCCAAUUGACCAACCUUAUCUUCCAGGCCAGCCAGCUUGGUCUGGGCCAGCAGUGGGCUGAGACUAAGAAGGCCUACGAAGCUGCGAACGAUCUCCUGGGCGAUAUUGUCAAGGUUACCCCGACUUCCAAGGUCGUUGGUGACCUGGCCCAAUUCAUGGUGUCUAACAAGCUGACUUCUGAGGAUGUCGUUGCCCGCGCGGCAGAGUUGGACUUCCCUGCUUCUGUCUUGGAGUUCCUUGAAGGUCUUAUGGGCCAGCCAUACGGUGGAUUCCCAGAGCCGCUCCGCUCUCGGGCUCUCCGGGACCGCCGCAAGCUCGAUAAGCGUCCCGGCCUCUUCCUGGAGGCUUUGGAUUUGGCCAAGAUUAAGAACCAGAUUCGCGAGAAGUUUGGAGCUGCCACUGAGUACGAUGUGGCCAGCUAUGCUAUGUAUCCCAAGGUGUUCGAGGACUACAAGAAGUUCGUUCAGAAGUACGGUGACCUGUCCGUUCUCCCUACCCGUUACUUCCUGGCUAGGCCUGAAAUUGGCGAGGAAUUCCAUGUCGAGCUGGAGAAGGGUAAAGUGCUUAUCCUGAAGCUUCUCGCCAUUGGUCCUCUCUCUGAGCAGACUGGUCAGCGUGAGGUCUUUUACGAAGUGAACGGAGAAGUCCGUCAGGUCAGCGUCGAUGACAAGAAGGCAUCCGUGGACAAUGUGGCUCGCCCUAAGGCUGAGCUGGGCGAUAGCAGCCAGGUUGGCGCACCCAUGAGCGGCGUCGUUGUUGAGAUCCGUGUUCACGAAGGCUCUGAAGUCAAGAAGGGCGAUCCUGUUGCGGUUCUGAGCGCUAUGAAGAUGGAAAUGGUGAUUUCCGCUCCACACAGUGGCAAGGUAUCCGGCUUGCUAGUUAAGGAGGGUGACUCCGUCGAUGGACAGGAUCUCAUUUGCAGGAUCGCCAAGGCUUAA